Messenger RNA from Drosophila pseudoobscura, 1116 nucleotides. RefSeq lists its product as uncharacterized. NCBI's taxonomy places the organism in Eukaryota, Metazoa, Arthropoda, Insecta, Diptera, Drosophilidae. The record is from RefSeq and is a predicted model, not a curated record. The transcript is spliced from 4 exons. The coding region runs from base 258 to 776 and encodes 172 amino acids.
CAACGUGGCCAAUUUUUUGUACUAUCCGGUUUGUAUUAAUUGUUCUGACUAGGUGGAUCAACUGUCUUGCACUGAUCGAAGCUAUUGUUAUUAUAAAGCCAAAAAAACCAGAGCUAAUGGGCUUCCACUUUUCGGAAAUCGAUAUUUGGGUAGGCUGAUUAGGAGGGUCAAUGGAGCGAUUAAUUAUAAUUAUAGUAUAAUCGGAGUAUAGUACAAUAUUUGUUUUAUUCGAGUUUCAUGCUCAGUGUUGUUCCAGAAUGAAUACCCUGCGGUUCUUUAUACUAAUUGCCAUAGGACCGAUCGCAAUCUGCGGAAACUUUGAGUUCAACAAUGUUCGCUGCUUGGUGCGGGAUAGGUUAUUUUUGGACUUUGAUUACUGCUAUCUGAGAUCUGUGAAUCGAACAUAUAAGUACUUGUCGCUGAAAACCAAACUUCACAAGCUGCCGAUUACUAACACGGUGACCAAUGCCCAGGUGAGGAUGCGCGAGAAUAAGAGAAUCCUGUACAACUUCGAUGUCCGCUUCGAUGCCUGUAAGUUCCUACGCGAUCGCAGCAACGUCAUUGUCAACUGGCUUUUCCAAACAUUCGCCGACUUCUCGAAUAUCAACCACACCUGCCCCUAUCACCAUGAUAUUAUCUUGGAUAAGCUUCCCGUUCAGCAUAUAAACAAUAUCAUCCAGACAGUUGUGCCGGAUGGCCGAUACUAUCUCAAUACCACCUGGUUUGUCGAUGGCAUUCCGCGGGCCGAUGUAAUGAUCUACUUUACCAAAAGCUAAAUAAACGGAUCGGUUCUGAAAGCGGAAUGUGGUUAAAAUUGAAAUAGUCUUUAAAGUUGUGUCUCCACAAAGCAUCUUGAUUUUCAAAGGGAUCUUUGUUUUUAAACCUAAAACUCGAGGAGUUUAGGGAUACAUUGUAUUGGUUUUGAGGUGGAUGUUGAUGUGUGUCCCAUAAAGUAUAUACAUAUAUUCUGGAUCAGAAUCAAUAGCCGAGUCGAUAUAGCUUUAUUUUCUGUCCGUUCGCCUUUUCUCUAUAUGAAGAGUUCUGACAGAAAAAGAGGGAGUUUUCUUCGCACAGCUGUCGGUGGCAGCUUAGGAGCGACUGGACCUGGACCGAAGG